Messenger RNA from Vanessa atalanta (red admiral), 1436 nucleotides. Its product is annotated as zinc finger protein OZF-like. The transcript is spliced from 10 exons. Gene Ontology annotation, cellular component: nucleus. The coding region runs from base 128 to 1123 and encodes 331 amino acids. Lineage: Eukaryota; Metazoa; Arthropoda; Insecta; Lepidoptera; Nymphalidae. The record is from RefSeq and is a predicted model, not a curated record. Gene Ontology annotation, biological process: regulation of transcription by RNA polymerase II.
CCCACUGUGCCCCACCCCGCUUCUACCUGUCUUUUCACUGACUAGCUGUCGUAUAAUGAGAAAAAUACUAAUAUUUUCGGAUCUAGCGUUGUUUUUGUUACUGAAUUGAUAAUUUUAUACAUCUACAAUGGAUAAAUGUGGGAUCUGCUUAAAACCUACAGUUCCACUUUUUGAAACUGGUAAAGAUGGAGUUUAUGCUUGCUUUAAAUGCCAACCUUUGGUCCCAGAAGUUACAUUAGAUGACAAUAAUUUGGAUGAAUCAGAGCAGCAGUCACAAUCUUCAAAUAAAGAUGAGGACAACGAAGGAAGCCUCUAUUGUAACAUCUGUAAUAAAUCAUUCCAGAAGUCAAUGCAGCUUCAGAACCAUAUGCGCAACCAUCGCGCCGAGAGGCGCUUUGUGUGCACUUAUUGUAAUAAAGCAUUCUCUCAGUCUAACAAUUUGAGGGCGCAUCUUCGUAUUCACACAAACGAGCGUCCAUAUAAAUGUCAAGAGUGUGGAAAAGCCUUCACUCAGGUUACAAAUUUAAAUAACCAUGUCCGCCUUCAUACCGGAGAGAGGCCGUUCGUGUGUCCGGAGCCUGGCUGUAAUAAAGCAUACGCCCAGGUGACGAAUUUAAAUCAACAUCGCAAGCGACAUAUGACAGGGCGACCCAUGGAACACACUUACGAUUGCACGGUAUGCGGAGAGAGAUUCUCACAAAGGAACCACAUGUACACACACAGAAGAGAAGCGCACGACAUCAAGAGCCCGGUGCGGAGCGCGCAGCGGCACGCCUGCAAGCUGUGCGCCGUCAGCCUGCCCAGCGAGCGCCACCUGCAGCUGCACAUGGAGCAGCACGCGCACGACAAGGACGCCGCCGAGGAGCACAACUGGGGCGUGUCGUGCGUGUUCUCGUCGUGCGGCGUGCGGCUGUCGUCGGCGCGCGAGCACACGGAGCACCUGCUGCGCGCGCACCAGCUGCGCGUGCUGGCCGCGCACCACGCGCCGCCGCGCCGCGGCCGCCCGCCCAAGAUAAUGAAAGAUCCCCUCGAGCUCUCCAAUACGGAUUACGACGAGGUUAAAAUUAUAAAAGAGGAGCCUCAAUACUUGCCCAAGUUGAAAGUGCAGAGUUUGUUUCAGUGAUAGAGAUAUAUGAAGGACAAUUACAUAGCCAGGUGAAAAUGAUCUAAUCUAUUCAUUUUUUUAUUAGAAAGAACCAUAUAUUGUACUUAGUCGGAUAAUAUUGCAUAUGAUUUGAAAAUUAUUCGUAUGUCGCUAAGUUAAAAUGUUCAAGAGAUCUAUAGUUAUGAAUAAUUAUAGUAUAAUUAAGUGAUAAAUGUAAGUGCAAUUUACUUAAAAUUAUAUAGUUGUAAGUUGUAAAGAUUAUCAUAGCGUAAAAGAGAUAUUAUAGGCAAUAAUGAUACACAGAUUAAAAAGGUAACGAGUAUAUUUUAUA